Setaria italica (foxtail millet) is the source of this 5397-nucleotide messenger RNA. RefSeq names its product endoribonuclease Dicer homolog 3a-like. Gene Ontology annotation, cellular component: cytoplasm; nucleus. The record is from RefSeq and is a predicted model, not a curated record. Gene Ontology annotation, molecular function: ribonuclease III activity; ATP binding; protein binding. NCBI's taxonomy places the organism in Eukaryota, Viridiplantae, Streptophyta, Magnoliopsida, Poales, Poaceae. Gene Ontology annotation, biological process: siRNA processing.
UCGCCGAGUUUCAGUGUGCUCGAGCAAUAACCGGUGAUCGAUAGUAAGGAUCCCCUCCUCAGGGGCGACGUGGACGCGGUCGCGUUGGGCGGCGGCGGGGACGAGGCGAUGGGCGCCGCCGAUUCCGCGGCGGAGGCAGCCGUCGCCGCCGAUGUAGACAUGAAUCCUUUGAAGAGGACAUCCGAAUCAUCCGUUCAAGAAGAUGAAGGCGUGCAUAAACAGCAGAAGAGGGAGUGUCAGGAUUUCACCCCCAGAAGGUACCAGCUUGAUCUUUAUGAGGUUGCUACGCGUCAGAACACGAUUGCUAUGCUUGAUACGGGAGCUGGGAAGACAAUGAUUGCUGUCAUGCUCAUCAAGCAUUUUGGGAAGAUCAGCAAAACAAAUAAUGACCGAAAGCUCAUCAUAUUCCUUGCGCCAACAGUUCAACUUGUCACGCAGCAAUGUGAGGUGAUUAAGAGCUACACUGAUUUUGAGGUGGAGCACUAUCAUGGUGCAAAGGGUGUCGAUCAAUGGAAGGCUUACAACUGGCAGGAGCAACUUGCAAAGUAUCAGGUUAUGGUCAUGACACCACAGGUGCUGCUAGAUGCUUUACGCCAAGCUUUCCUGGUCUUAGACAUGGUUAGUCUCAUGAUAUUUGAUGAAUGCCAUCAUGCAACUGGUAACCACCCUUAUACAAGGAUAAUGACGGAGUUCUAUCACAGAUCUGAGCAUAAGCCAAAUGUGUUUGGUAUGACAGCAUCACCUGUUAUAAGAAAAGGAGUCUCCUCUGAUAUGGAUUGCGAAAAUCAGCUCUCUGAGCUGGAAAAUAUUUUAGAUUCCAAGAUACACACUGUGUUGGAUAGAGAAGAGAUAGAACUUUGCGUUCCUUCGGCAAAAGAAGUGAACAGAUACUAUGAGCCAAGAACUGUUUCUUUUGAAGAUUUAAGUGAAGAACUAGGAAUUUUGUGUUCCAAGUACGAUGGGCUGAUAGCACAAUUGUACAGUAGGCUGACCAACCAGUACAAAGAUGCUGAUGAAAUAACAAAGGAAUCACGGAGGCGUCUCUCUAAUUCUUUAGCAAAGAUUUGCUAUUGCCUUGAAGAUGUCGGUCUUCUUUGUGCGAGUGAGGCUACUAAAAUUUGCAUCGAAAGGGGUCACAGAAAAGGUUGGCUGAAGGGAGGCGGUGACACCACCGAUCAGCAAAGUGAUGCAAAUGGACCAGGCUUGUUUGCAGAAAAUUCAAUGCUUCAUAUGAAGUUCUUUGAGGAAGCGUUGCAUAUAAUUGACAAACGCCUCCAACAGCAACAAGGAAUUGAUGCACUUCUGAACUCAGAGAGUGGAUGUGUGGAAGCAAUAAAGGGGGGCUAUAUCUCGCCAAAGCUCCAUGAGCUCAUCCAAAUAUUUCUCUCUUUCAGUGAUGUUGAACAUGUCCGAUGCCUAUUUUGUGGACCGAAGAUUACUGCCAGAGUCAUUGAGCGGACUAUGAAGAAAAUUGGCCGACUCCCAUAUUUCAGAGUCUCUUUCCUAACUGGUGGGAGUUCUUCUGUGGAUGCACUGACCCCUAAAAUGCAAAAGGACACACUGGAUUCAUUCCGCUCUGGAGAGGUCAACUUACUAUUUACUACAGAUGUUGCAGAAGAGGGUAUCCAUGUCCCAGACUGCUCGUGUGUAGUACGAUUUGAUUUGCCGAAGACUACCCGCAGCUAUGUGCAGUCACGUGGGCGAGCCCGACAAAAGGACUCUCAGUACAUACUAAUGAUUGAACAGGGAAAUGUAAAACAAAAUGAUUUAAUAUCUUCCCUUAUGAGAAGUAAGACCUUGAUGGCCGAGAUUGCUUCAAACCGAGAGCCUGAGGAUUCACACCCCAGUUUCUUUCCCAUUCCCACAGAAGAAAUAAAUGAGUACCAUAUAAGCACAACAGGAGCCAAAAUAACUACUGAUUCCAGCAUCAGUGUUCUCUACCAGUACUGUGACAAACUUCCAAAGGACAAGUACUACACCCCAAGACCCACGUUUCAGUUCAGCCAGUAUGGUGAUGGCUAUGAGUGUACAGUAACAUUACCAUCUAGUGCCAUGUUUCAGCUUUUAGUAGGCCCAAAAGCAAGAAACAUGCAGAAAGCAAAGCAGCUUGUUUGCCUUGAUGCAUGUAAGAGGCUGCAUCAGCUGGGAGCACUUGAUGACCACCUUUCUCCAUCAGCUGAAGAGCUGCCACUGGAAAUUUUGAGCAAGACUAGUACCUGCACGUCUGGUGCAGGUUUAGGUACAACCAAACGGAAAGAGCUGCAUGGUACAACCAAGGUUCUUUCUAUGUCUGGCUCUUGGGCUUCAGACAGAAGUGUUACUAAGCUUCAAGGCUACACGAUGAAUUUUAUUUGUGAUCAAGUUGGCCAGAAAUAUUCUGACUUUGUCCUGUUAAUUGAUGCAAAUAUAGCAAAAGAAGCUGCUACUUUGGAUAUUGAUCUGUAUUUGCAUGACAAGAUGGUAAAGGCUUCAGUGUCUCCCUGUGGAUCUCUUGAGUUGGAUGCUCAGCAGAUGGAACAAGCAAAACUAUUUCAAGCACUUCUCUUUAAUGGUUUGUUUGGAAAACUGUUCACUGGAUCAAAAGCAUCCAAAACCGCAAGGGAGUUUAUUCUCAAGAAAGAUAAUACAUUCCUGUGGGACAAAGCAAAUAUGUAUUUGCUUUUACCUGUGGAUCCUACUCUGGAUUCUGCUAAAAGCGUUUGCAUUAACUGGAGUGUGAUUGAAGUAGCAGCUACAGCCGUUGGACUUAUGAGGAGCAUUUAUUCGGAGGACCAACAGAACCUGAUUGAUAAACUUAAUCCUGAAAAAAAUGGUGGAGAUCUGAUUCAUUUGGCCAACAAGUCAUGUAAGGCUGAUGAUCUUAGAAAUAUGGUAGUCCUAGCACUUCACACAGGGAAGAUAUAUACUUCUCUUGAUGUAUCUGAUUUAUGUGCGAGUAGCACAUUUGAUGGUGCUUCUGAUAAGAAAGAAGCAAAAUUCCGGACGUUUGCAGAAUACUUUGAGAAGAAGUACAGCGUAUUUCUUCAUCAUCCCUCACAGCCAUUGCUAGUGUUGAAACCCACUCAUAAUCCUCACAACCUUCUUUCUUCCAAGAUCAGAGAUGAAGGCAACCGUGUGGAAAAUAAAAAUAGGGCGAAUAGCCUUGUUCACAUGCCUCCAGAGCUGCUGAUUCCCCUUGAUUUACCUGUUGAUGUUUUGAGAGUAUUCUAUUUGUUUCCAUCCCUGAUGUAUCGCAUUGAGUCACUAAUGCUAGCCAGCCAAUUAAGAAGUGAAAUUGCAUACACAGGUUCUGAUAUAUCAAGCUUCCUGAUUCUGGAAGCUCUUACAACCCUUAGAUGCUGCGAGGACUUCUCUAUGGAGCGUUUAGAGUUAUUGGGGGAUUCUGUACUUAAGUAUGCAGUGAGUUCCCAUCUUUUCCUCACAUUUCCUAAUAAGCAUGAGGGGCAGUUGUCGUCCAGAAGGCAAGAAAUUAUAUGUAAUGCAACACUUCAUAAGCUUGGUAUUGAAAGCAAGAUACAGGGUUACAUACGUGAUGCUGCAUUUGAUCCUCGUCGAUGGCUUGCACCUGGACAGCUGUCUAUUUGGCCAUGUCCUUGUGAAUGCCCAGUAAAUUCUGAGGUUGUAACUGAGGAUAUUCAUAGGAUUGAUGACAAAUCUAUAAUUAUAGGCAAGGCGUGUGACAAGGGACACAGAUGGAUAUGUUCCAAAACCAUCUCUGAUUGUGUCGAGGCUUUAAUUGGGGCAUAUUAUGUGGGAGGGGGAUUAAGAGCAGCCUUUUCUGUUCUCAAAUGGUUGCAGAUUGAGAUUGAAACUGAGGAAGACCUGAUUGUGAAAGCCAUGUCGAGUGCUUCUGUGUGGAAUUAUCUGCCAAAAGUUGAUGUAGUUGAAUUGCUUGAAGCAAAAAUAGGCUAUGCUUUUUCGGUGAAAGGUUUGCUGAUAGAGGCUCUCACCCACCCAUCACAGCAAGAAUCAGGAGCAACAUACUGCUACCAGCGCUUGGAGUUCCUUGGAGAUGCAGUCUUGGAUAUUUUACUAACACGCCAUCUUUUCCUUAGUCAUAAAGACAUUGAUGAGGGGGAGCUGACAGAUUUACGAUCUGCAUCAGUAAAUAAUGAAAAUUUUGCACAAGUUGCAGUGAAGUACAAUCUGCACCACUUUCUCCAGCAUUCUUCUGGGCUCCUUCAAGACCAAAUCAACGAAUACGUGAAUGGUCUGGAAGGUUCAUCCAUGGACAGAACCAGCCUUUUAUCCAGUGGACCAUCUAGGGGGCCAAAAGUUCUAGGUGAUAUUGUAGAAAGUAUUGCAGGUGCAGUCCUUAUAGACACCAAACUUGAUUUGGAUCUAGUUUGGGGGGUUUUCAAACCUCUUCUUUCUCCAAUUGUCACACCUGAGAAUCUGGAGUUACCCCCUUUCAGAGAACUUCAUGAGUGGUGUGACAAGAGUGGGUACUUUUUGGGAAUUAAGUGUGAAAAUCGAGGAGACAACAUAAUGGCUAUUCUCAAUUUACAACUCAAGGAUUUGCUUCUUGCAAGGCAAGGUCAUGGAAAGAACAAAGUAGAUGCAAAAGCACACGCAGCUUCCUUAUUGCUCAGGGAUCUGGAGGAAAAAGGGCUUGUAAUUCCAAAGAAUGCUAGCAGAACGGAACAAUCUGAUAGUCCAAAACAUCACAGCAACUUGCUUGAUGCUAUGGACACACAGAAUAUAGCACCACCAAGGCAAAAGGAAUUAACCGUGUCAAGUACUGUUCCUGGCUCUGUUAUUGAUGAACCAUUGGUUGUGAAGGUUAAGUUGAGUAAAGGAGGUCCUCGUAUAUCAUUGUACGAAUCAUGUAAAAAACUACAGUGGCCAAUGCCUACAUUUGAAUAUGUGAAAGUCAAACCAAGCGUGUGCCCCUCAUCUGAUGGUUCCUCACAAAAGGCUGCGCCUCAAGGAUUCGCAUUUUCUUCGAUAAUAACAUUGCACAUACCAAACGGCGAUGUCAUCAGCCUCACAGGAGAUGGACGUGCGGAUAAGAAGAGCUCACAGGAUUCAGCUGCGCUGCUCAUGCUCUAUGAGCUGCAGCGGCGAGGUAGAUUCCAAGUCCAAGAAGUAUGAGGCACCACAACAAAGUCGUGGUUAAAUUGUGAAAAGUGUAAUGUUACCGGUGAUUAUUCGCUUGGGCAUCUUGGAAUAAUAGGAUCAAACCAGUUGCCCUUACCCCUCGCCAGUGUAGGAAAAUAAUAUAGCCGUGCUGGCUUCUGUUGCGUCCAUCUUGUGGAUUCAGAUAUGUCUUCUGUGGGCAUUUGAGGACACAGCUGCGUCCACUGGCCGCCGUGAUGUAUAUGUACAUAUGCAGUAGUAAUAAGCAUCAGCUCGGUUUCCAGAUUCAAAAUUUUAUGAGCCGAAAUUUUCUUGCAA